AUGAAUGUGGAGGAAGAGGAAGAGAAGCGUAGACUCAUCGGUCAGGUGCUUGAGCUUCAAAAUACUCUUGAUGAUUUGUCUCAACGAGUAGAUUCAGUGAAGGAGGAAAAUCUGAAGCUAAAGUCUGAAAACUUGGUUUUAGGACAGUACAUUGAAAAUCUAAUGGCUGCGAGUAGCGUUUUUCAAAGCACUUCCCCAAAAUCGAAAAAAAGGUUUCAGAAACUUUUAGCUUUAAUGUUUUUUCACUGUCAAAGUAUUUUUUUUUAA
This is a messenger RNA of Helobdella robusta, 267 nucleotides long. RefSeq lists its product as hypothetical. The transcript is spliced from 2 exons. Gene Ontology annotation, cellular component: trans-Golgi network. The record is from RefSeq and is a predicted model, not a curated record. The coding region runs from base 1 to 267 and encodes 88 amino acids. Lineage: Eukaryota; Metazoa; Annelida; Clitellata; Rhynchobdellida; Glossiphoniidae.